GUGCGCGCUGUGGCAGCGGUGUGCAGCAGCAUGGCAGACUGCAGUGCAUACAGUGUGGAAGAGGCGGGGUUUGACAUCUCGGCUCUGAAAACAUCUCUAAUCCAGUAUUUCAGGUAUCCAAGUCGACCGAGCGACCAUUGCUCACUACCGCCGCGCGUCAGUCAACCGCAGCCGAGACGGAGUCGCUUUGAACCGGAGUACCGCAAGUGUACGGAGGCGACUGUUGUGUCCGAAGUGGAGCUGUGGCUGGCAAAGAAGUCAUACCAAACCAAGAAAGAGUGAAGUUUGAACGUCAGAAGGCAACACGUCCCUGGCUGGACGGCGGAGUAGUUUUCCAUAGCGUCUCUGCCUGUAUACGUUUAAACCAGAGACUCUUUUUUUUGUUUUGCUUCUGAGCUUCUUUUUUUCACCAAAGUCAACCCGAAAUACUCGGAAUCCUUCUCUGUUCACUUUAAAGGAAUUUGCAGCUUUUUGUUGGUCUUUACUGUCUUGGAGCCUGGCCGUGUUUGCUGUCUUCACUGGAUCAAUCUUUACUGUGGGGGAACUUCUGAGAGGAGUAAUGAAGUGCAGAUGAGAGUCGGUGUCAUGCAGCAGAUUGUGCUGAGGGGAACCUGCAGUCCCGUCUGAGGCAGCUGUGCGGCGUUGACCAGCAGUUUCGCAAGAUGACCGAGCCAUUUUUCUGCAUGAGCAAGAUCUAUGUUUUCCCAAGUAAAGGACAGCAUAUUUCCAAAGGAUUAUCAAACCGAAGACUUGGACUGUAACCUUUCCCUUUUGCCUGUUUUUAAUAUAUUAAUUUUCCUCUUUCUACUUUUUUUUUUUCCCAUCAAAAAGAUUUUUUAACUUGUGCUCAAAGUGAGAGAAGCUUUUCCCUGAGCUGCUGAAAUAGACCACUAGCCCAUGUGUUGCAGGGCAGUUGCUGCAGCUUGUGGAAUAACUUAGCCUCAGACUGUUGGGGUAUCAUUCCCUCAGGGGCCACAGGAUCUGAUCCCAGCACCAACCUGCCCUGUCCUCUGAUUAUCCCACCAGUCUUAAGGUAGACUUCACUGACCAAUGGCAUGGGUCAAGUUCUUCAGGAAGCCGGGAGGCAAUCUGGGGAAAUCGUACCAGCCUGGGAGCAUGCUGUCUCUGGCACCCACCAAAGGACUUUUGAAUGAACCGGGCCAGAACAGCUGCUUCCUCAACAGUGCUGUGCAGGUACUGUGGCAUCUGGACAUCUUCAGGCGCAGCUUGAGGCAGCUACCUGGCCACUUCUGUCUGGGAGACUCGUGCAUAUUUUGUGCAUUAAAGGGUAUUUUCUCCCAGUUCCAGCACAGUCGGGAGCGUGCCCUUCCUUCUGACAACCUGCGUCACGCCUUGGCAGAGACCUUUAAGGACGAGCAUCGCUUCCAGCUGGGCUUCAUGGAUGAUGCCGCCGAGUGCUUUGAGAACAUUCUGGAGAGGAUCCACCUUCACAUUGUGCCUGAGGAGACGGAUGCCUGCACUUCAAAGUCUUGUAUCACACAUCAGAAGUUUGCUUUGUCGCUGUACGAGCAGUCUGUGUGUCGUAGCUGUGGGGCAUCCUCCGACCCACUCCCAUUUACAGAGCUGGUGCAUUAUAUCUCCACCACUGCACUUUGCCAACAGAUGCUUCAGCGUAGAGACGAGUCUUUUGGGGAACUGUUACAAGUAGCAAGUACGAUUGGAGACCUUCGAAACUGUCCAAGCAACUGUGGGCAGAGGAUUCGGAUCAGACAAGUCCUCAUGAACUCCCCAGAAAUAGUGACCAUAGGCUUUGUAUGGGACUCGGAUCAGUCCGAUCUCACAGAGGAUGUUAUCCGCUCACUGGGGCCUCAUCUCAGUCUGUCUGCGCUUUUCUACAGAGUUACAGAUGAACAUGCCAAAAAAGGAGAACUGCUGCUCGUAGGAAUGAUCUGCUAUUCCAGCCGCCACUACUGUGCCUUCACUUUCCACACCAAAUCUUCCAAAUGGGUCUUCUUUGAUGAUGCUACUGUGAAAGAGAUUGGCUCAAGAUGGAAAGAUGUGGUCAGCAAGUGUAUCAAAGGUCACUUCCAGCCUCUCCUACUUUUUUACUCAAACCCUGAUGGGAGUGCCAUCACCACAGAAGAUGCCUCGAGACCAAACAGCAGGCAGUCCCAUGACAAGUUCUCCAUCAAUGGAGAAGUACAAGGCUUUGAGUCUCCAGUGUCAGUGCCCAGGAAGCUGGACCUCACUACAGAGAAUCUGAAAGCUGUGCUGGGCAACGACUCUCUGAAAAAGAAGACUCCCUCGACUCUCAGCAGGGGUAGUGCUCAGACCAGCGGAGGACGGGGGGCAGGUAAAACUGGCACCAGCGAUCCAAAGAGUCGCCUCAGGGAUAUUUCCAGAGAAGUAGCCCAAAAAGCAGGAGAAUUACGGGGAAUGCAUUUGUCAAGACAAGAUGCCGAUCGAAGUGGUCCGCGCAGGCUGGACACACGGUAUAAAGAUUUAGGUCAGGACAGGACCUACUCCCGCUCUGCUUCCCCUCCGGAGAAUGGCUUCAAAAAAUACAUUGAGACACGACUGUACAGCAGCCAAGGAAAGGGCCCAAUCCGGCCUGAGCGAAUGCCGCAGCUCGGUGGCCGGUCCUCCCAGGAACCAUCUCGCUCCCACUCCAGGGUCCAGGUUCUCCCCAGCGUGCCCACUGUAAGAAGUGGCCAUCACAGCCGGAGGGUGGAUCAGCUUUCCAACGGGUACGACACUGACAGCAGCCAAGACUCCCGAGAUCGAAAUGAGGGGAGCAGCCGCAGCAGAGCCAGUCGUCCUUGGAGGCCCAUGCGCGAGGCGCUGAACGUGGACAGUGUUUUAAGCAGCGUAGAUACUGGAAAUCCAACCAGUGAAGAGCGAAAGCACCACAGUCCUCGCAGAAGGCCCAGCAGCCAGUCGCCAUCACGUGAGCAAGAGCACGACAGAGAUUUUACAUGGGGAGGGAAGGAGGAGCGCAAACCCAAGAGCCUGAUGACCAUCUAUGAGGAUGAGCAGAGGCAUGACACUGGUGGCAGUCGAAGCUCGCUGGACUCAGAGGGCAGAGGAGGCCACAAUGACAAGGAACGAUCGAAGAGUUCGGCUAGUCUUAAAGUGCGCAACGAUAACUGGAAAUUCCAGAGAACCGAAUCCGGAUAUGAAAGCAGUGACAGACUUAGCAAUGGCUCUGCAAACCUUGACUCGCCUGUUGUCGACGGCCUUUCUUCCAAGGAUCUCCGGCCCAUCCCUGAGCUGCAUCAGAUGAGGGAUCCCUUCCCUCACAGAGGAUGUGAGGAUUUUAGAGCAGAUGUCAUGUACUCAGCAUUUUCAACUGGUGACACGGGCAGAAAAUCUCCAGACCUUCAUGACUCGGGCAUCCUGUCUGGUCAGCCUUUACAAAGAAAAAGGGCCUUCAGAUACACGCCUGGGGUUUUGGAAAAAAACAAUGGCCUGGACAGCGAACAAGAGGAAAAUGUGGAUCACAGCCCGACAAGCCCAGUGCCUCCUUAUUUUGCCAAGACCAGCAGUUCAGAGUGGAACAGCUCCGAUGACCUUGCAGGACCUUUCUCUGAACAAGAAGAGACUGGCACUGCCCAUGUAGACUCUUUCUCGCAGAGCUAUCCACCACCUUUACCCCCAAAGAUGGUUGGCAGCAUUCAGGCCGACCCAUCUGGCCUUCACUCCAGACCACCAGAGGUGCCAGCACGCCUGAGCCCCUGCAGUGAGCCCAAAAAUGGCUCCUCCCAGCUCUCCCAUACCACCCUCCGGAGGUGGAUUGAGACACCUGCUGAGCACAGGCUUUCAUCUGACGCCAGUUCCAAGUCAGGGUCAUCCGACCAGGACAGGAACGAUCUGUCGGCCAGCGAAAGCGACGACAGGUUGCCCAGUCCAAAGCCCAGACGUGAUGACGGUAACGACUCCUCUCUGAAAGAUUUGGCUUUCCCCACCACCUUCUUCUCUGUGGAUGGCUGUAUGACAGACACUUACCGGGCCAAAUACCACAAGAAGUCUGCCUUGCACAUGAAGGCAGAGGAACAUACCUCAUCAGGGGAGAGUGAUGUGGAAGGGAGGGGGCUGCCCUUUGCCAAUGUCCAGACCCUAGAGCCCCCUAGGAGCAGAACAGAAUCAGGCUAUUCUACAACAAAGACUACUGCAAAGUGGAAUCCGGUUACUACAAAAGGACUCGAUGAACAUGGUUUUCUAUGAUUUUAGCUACAACUGCAUUGGUGAUUCAAAGACUGGACGACAGAAGGAAUGAUUUCCACAGUGUGGUUCUUCUGUAGAAGGUGGGUAUUCCCAUGUACUUUAAACAGAAAGUAGGAAGUGAAACUGGACACCAAAGAGAUUAUAAAAAGAGAGGCAGAUUGCUUUAAUUAGCUAUGUGGCUGCUGAAAACACUGAACAGUGAAUUUGCACAGUGCAGAGUCCGAGAAGGGUACUCAAAGAAUCGCGUCUAGAAGAGUUUGCUGGACAUUUGCUUUUCUAGGGUUCAGAAUGUGUCUCAUAAAGCUACUUUAACACUUAAGAGAUUAAAAAAACAUUUUCUUGUUUAAAGGAAAAAGUUCCAUUCCCUUAUUUUCUAACCACUUCUAUUUCAGUGUUAUUGGGCAUCUGCCCCAGUUCUGUCAGGCAUGUGUUUUUUUUUGUUUUGUGUUUUUUGGGGGCCUACUUGUCAUUCAGUGGGUUUCGAAGAAUACAAAGGUUUUACUUAUAUUCAGCUAUAUUUCAGUUACAGACGGAAUGUUUUCUUAGAGCAUGAGGUGCCAUCUCAGGCCCACUUUUGGCACCAUUUCAAAAUAGAUCCCAAGGAUCUGUGUGAAUAGGAACCUCCAGAUUGUUUUUUGGCUCAUGAGAUACAUUUGCAUGUUUGUUUGUUCUUUAGUUUUUUAUUUUAUUUUAUUCUAAAUAAGAAUGCAAACAGAGUAAGAUUUAUCCUUGAUCAUGGAGUUUCUUAGUAAACAGCAGGUACAGUCAACAUUGAAAUAUGAAUCAUAACUCCUGAACAGGGCCGCCCUGAUAUUUUGAGGUGAUGGAUGAAUAUAUUAAAGUGAUAGCUUAUGCAGUAGAAAAAAGUUUAGCACAUCCAAACUUUUUACAUGCACACCUGAUCAUAUUCCAUCCUUUUUAAGUAUUUGCUGUUUCCUAUGUCUAAGCACUGUACCUGUACCUGUUAUUUUUCACACUCCUCACAGUUGUUUCUUUUGGAAAAACUGGUUAAUUUAAUAGUUUUACUGUUUGUGGCAUAAUGAACUUAAUGGACAUGGAUAUGUCACAGUUCAACACUGCAAACUGGGCUUUUCUUUAAGGGGAGUUGUAGAUAAAGUGUUGUAACGGUCUUCUGUUUCUUAAGGUUUGGAUGUUUUAUAUAUGCAGCAGACUAAUGCACAGUGCCUUUUAUAUUUUUCUAUGGCAAGACAACAUUGAAAUGGAGCCAUCAUUUGUACAGUUCUGUGAUAUGAAAUAAUUUUUGUAACAUGUAAUUUUAUUUUUAUGAACAGAUGUUAAAUAAACUGUUUUAUUUAACCAUGUGUGUGUGUUAUGCUCGGCUUCAGAACAUAAAGCCAUUCCUUUUUCAAAUUUCCACCUGAUUCACAUAAAAUCUGUUGACCAGCGUUGGCUUUGGAGCAAAGGUGCCCUUCAGUGUGAGAAGCAACAAUCAUAGAAAACUGGUGAUUUGCUACCACCUGCUGUUAGUUACCAUGGUUGCAUCUUCAUGUCCAUUUCUGCUUGUCCAACCACCAGUUCAUGCCUUUUUAAUACAUUUAAGUGAUUGUU
This is a messenger RNA of Menidia menidia (Atlantic silverside), 5754 nucleotides long. The record is from the annotation of a GenBank genome assembly. NCBI's taxonomy places the organism in Eukaryota, Metazoa, Chordata, Actinopteri, Atheriniformes, Atherinopsidae.